Molecule: messenger RNA, 903 nt
Organism: Annulohypoxylon maeteangense
Lineage: Eukaryota; Fungi; Ascomycota; Sordariomycetes; Xylariales; Hypoxylaceae
Exons: 2
Coding region: 1-903 (300 amino acids)
Source: RefSeq, a predicted model, not a curated record
AUGCAUUACCGCGUCUUAAGCAUCUGCGCCGCCGCCAUCGGGGCCCUGCUGCCCACAGUGACAGCAGAGUGCAACCGAACGUACAUCCAAGCCUUCUCCGACGAGUACGUCAAAGCGCACGAGAACGGACAACUAAACCAGCUCGAGAACAUCGCGGACAACUUCACGUACAUGGAGAACAACAAGACGCGGGAGAUCACAGGCGGCAUCUUCAACAACGCGUUGAAGAUCGACCACCGCCACACCAUCGUCGACACCGUCGACUGCGCCUCCUUCACCGAGCUCAUCAUCACGCACAACGCCUCCGGCGAGCCCGCGCCCUACGUCAUCGGCACCCAGAUCCGCCACAGCCCCGGCGACCACAGCGUGUAUCUCAUCGACCUCAUCGUCUCGACCACCGGGUCCUGGCUCUUCAACGCCUCCCGCACGCUGGAGUACGCGUCGAAGGAGAACUGGAGCUUGAUCGACGAGGACAAACUCGAUACCCGCGAGGCCCUGAAGCAGGCCGCUGACGCGUACCUCGAUAUGUGGAAUAACCGCAGCGCGAUUGACGCCGUGCCUUGGGGCACCCCGUGCGUUCGCCUCGAGGGCAGCGUGUACACUGGCUCGGGCUCGCCGACGGAUUCGUGUAAGGUCGGUAUCCCGACGAAUAAUAACCAGGCGCCGAAUUCGGGGCGCAGGUAUGUUAUUGAUCCUACGUACGGCUCGAUUAGUGUGUUGUGUAUCUUUGAACACUUGAGUAUGGCGCCCGAUAGUCAUGAGUUCCGCAUGGAGAAUGGGAAGUUACGGUAUAUUCAUACUAUUACGCUGGCUCGAAGUGGGUUUCUUAGGGCGGAGGAGUUGGAGUCUGCGCAGCGGGUAAUCCUCAAGCGCCACCCUCGAGCAGUGCUUUCAUUACAUUAG